Cinclus cinclus is the source of this 1629-nucleotide messenger RNA. It is a transcript of the gene SLC16A8, whose product is annotated as solute carrier family 16 member 8. Gene Ontology annotation, molecular function: monocarboxylic acid transmembrane transporter activity. Gene Ontology annotation, biological process: monocarboxylic acid transport; transmembrane transport. Gene Ontology annotation, cellular component: membrane. The record is from RefSeq and is a predicted model, not a curated record. The transcript is spliced from 4 exons. NCBI's taxonomy places the organism in Eukaryota, Metazoa, Chordata, Aves, Passeriformes, Cinclidae. Bases 1 to 1629 code for a protein of 542 amino acids.
AUGGGGAGACCUGACCCAGAAGAAGGGCAACUCCCAGCUCCUGUGAAGCCUCCAGAUGGUGGCUGGGGCUGGAUCGUGCUCCUUGGCUGCUUUGUGAUCACUGGCUUCUCCUAUGCCUUCCCAAAAGCCGUCAGUGUCUACUUCAAGGAGCUCAUGAAAGAUUUCCACGUGGGCUACAGCGACACAGCCUGGAUCUCUUCCAUCAUGCUGGCCAUGCUCUAUGGGACAGGACCAGUAUGCAGCAUCAUGGUGAACCAGUUUGGCUGCCGGCCUGUGAUGCUCAUUGGUGGGCUGCUAGCUUCUGCUGGGAUGAUCCUGGCAUCUUUUACCACCAAUAUCAUUGAGCUUUAUCUGACAGCUGGUGUGCUGACAGGUCUGGGUAUGGCAUUGAACUUCCAGCCCUCACUGAUCAUGCUGGGCACCUACUUUGACAAGCGUCGGCCUCUCGCCAAUGGACUGGCUGCUGCUGGGAGCCCUGUCUUCCUUUCCUCGCUCUCCCCACUGGGGCAAGUGCUGCUGGAGAAGUUUGGGUGGCGAGGAGGGUUCCUUAUCAUGGGGGGCCUUCUGCUUAACUGCUGCACUUGUGGGGCAGUCAUGAGACCCCUGGACAUGGGCAUGAAGAGGAAGAUGGGGAAAGCUCAGGACAAAUAUGAAGCCAAGGAGAUGCUGCCCAUAGGAGGGAAGUCAGAGGAGGGGAUCAGCACUACUGAUGGAACCAAGAAAGGCAAGAAAGCCAAGAAGAAGACCAAGAAAGGAAAGAAACUCCUGGAUUUUAGUAUCUUCUCCAACCGAGGGUUUAUCAUUUACACCAUUUCAAAGUUCAUCCUGGUCCUGGGUCUCUUUGUGCCCCCCAUAUUGCUGGUCAACUAUGCCAAGGACACGGGCGUACCGGACACAGAGGCCGCAUUCUUGCUCUCCAUCAUUGGUUUCAUAGACAUCUUUGCCCGCCCAGCUUGUGGCAUGGUGGCAGGGCUGAAGUGGGUCCGCCCUCACGUGGCAUAUCUGUUCAGCUUCUCCAUGCUCUUCAACGGCUUGACAGACAUCUGUAGUGCCAGGGCGAGCAACUACACGGGGCUGGUCAUCUUCUGUGUCUUCUUUGGCAUCUCCUAUGGCAUGGUGGGGGCACUGCAGUUUGAGGUGCUGAUGGCCAUCGUUGGCUCCCAGAAAUUCUCCAGCGCCAUUGGGCUGGUCCUACUUAUUGAGGCUUUCGCUGUGCUCAUCGGCCCACCCUCUGCAGGCCGCCUGGUCGAUGCUCUCAAGAACUACGAGGUAAUCUUCUACCUGGCGGGUUCAGAGGUCGUGCUCUCCGCUCUCUUCCUGGGUGUCGCCAGCUACUGCUGCCUGAACCGAGGGAAGAAGGAGCCUCCCCCAGAGAACAACCCCUCUGUGGGAGGUGGGAGCGACACCGAGGAAGCAGAGUCCGAUGUGCAGGAAGCCGAGGAGCACAGCAGUGACAACCACCAGCCAACCCACAGCACUGACAACGCCGUGGUGGUGGGCAACGAGGAGGCCAACCAUGUGGCAGAGGAGCAGAGAGGGGAGGGAGGUGGCUGUCCUGCAGGGGAUGGGGAGGUGUUGGCACAAGACGGCUGCAAUGCUGACCAGAUGGUGGAGAGGGACAGUUUUUAG